Molecule: messenger RNA, 2487 nt
Organism: Chlamydomonas reinhardtii
Lineage: Eukaryota; Viridiplantae; Chlorophyta; Chlorophyceae; Chlamydomonadales; Chlamydomonadaceae
Exons: 12
Coding region: 199-2046 (615 amino acids)
Biological process (GO): lactate catabolic process
Cellular component (GO): mitochondrion
Molecular function (GO): D-lactate dehydrogenase (cytochrome) activity; FAD binding; D-lactate dehydrogenase (NAD+) activity
Source: RefSeq, a predicted model, not a curated record
GGGGUCGCCGCGGGUUCUGCCUCGUCCAAAGCUCUCUUGCCGCUUAAAUCUCACAGCUGCAUUGCGUUACAUAUCAAUUUUAAACCUGCAUUGCGUUACAUAUCAAUUUUAAACCUGCAUUGACAACGAACACGACUCACCGUCGGACCAAAACUGGUAGCUUAGCGGUUAGGGGACUGCAGUAUUUGAAGUUUCAACAUGAGCAAAGCAACAUUACUGCAAUUGUUGGCGCGUCGAUCCCUGGCCGGCUGCGUGCGGUCCCUGGCAGCGAGUGCUUGCGCCCAGCAAACAUCCGUCUUGCCUCUCUGCGACAAGACCGCGGCCGACGACACGUGGCAGCUAGCAGCAGCUAACAGCAUCGCAGUGACACCACAUACGACCAAGUUCAUAUCCACCAGCGGCUGCGCGACCAGUCCGCGCGCACACACGUUGUCACCUGCACACCCCGCCCCGCCACCCAGCCCCGCGACCUUUGCUCGCGGCCUCAGCAGCGCAGCUGCUCCGCAGCCCCACUCCUCGAACUCGCAGCAACCUCCCAGGCCGCACCACUCGGCGGGGGCGGGGGGGCCGCGGCGGACUGCCAGCCCCGCGCUACGUGCCCGGCUGGUGUCACUGCUGGGGGCCGGGCGGGUGACGGAGGCGCGGGAUGCGCUGACACAGCACGGCACUGACGAGUCGUACCACACGCCCCUGCCGCCCGACGUGGUGGUGUAUCCGGAGAGCACGGAGGAGGUGGCGGCGGUGGUGGCGGCGUGUGCGGCCGAGCGCACGCCAGUCAUCCCGUACGGAGCCGGCACGUCCAUCGAGGGGCACGUGGGCGCACUGCAGGGGGGCGUGUGUGUUGACCUGCGCCGUAUGAACCGGGUGCUGGCGGUGGCGGUGGAGGACAUGGACUGCCGAGUGCAGGCCGGCGUGACGCGGCAGCAGCUGAACCAGCACCUGCACGACACGGGGCUGUUCUUCCCCGUGGACCCGGGAGCGGACGCCACACUGGGCGGCAUGGCGGCGACACGCGCCAGCGGCACCAACGCUGUACGGUACGGCACCAUGCGGGACGCGGUGAUCGGGCUGACGGCGGUGCUGGCGGACGGCCGUGUUGUGCGCACGGGCCGGCGCUGCCGCAAGUCGUCCGCGGGCUACGACCUCACGGCACUGCUGGUGGGCAGCGAGGGAACACUGGGAGUCAUAACCGAGGUGGCAUUGCGGCUGCACCCAGUGCCCGAGGCGGUGGCGGCGGCGGUGGUCACGUUCCCGCCGCCGGCACCGGGCGGCGGCGGCGGCGGCGACGGGUCGGGCGGUGGCGGCGGCGGGCUGCGCGGGGCUGUGGAGUGUGUGGCGGCGCUGAUGGCGUGCGGCGUGCCGGUGGCCCGAGUAGAGCUGCUGGACGAGCUGAGCAUACAGGCCGUAAAUAAAUACAGCGGCACCGCCUUCGCGGCGGCCCCCACGCUGUUCUUCGAGUUCCACGGCUCGGCAGCGGCGGUGGCGGAGCAGGCGGAGCUGGUGGGGGCGCUGGCGCGGGAGCACGGCGGCAGCGGCUGGGAGUGGGCCACUUCACCGGAGGACCGGGCCCGGCUGUGGAAGGCGCGGCACACGGCCUACUGGGCGGCCAUCAGCAUGCGGCCCGGAUGCAAGGGCUUCCCCACGGACGUGUGUGUGCCCAUCUCGCGCCUGACGGAGUGCGUCAUGGAGUCGCAGGCAGACUGCGUACAGGAGGGCCUGCUGGGCCCCAUCGUGGGCCACGUGGGCGAUGGCAACUUCCACAUGAUGCUGGUGGUGGACCCACGGGACGCGGCGGAGGUGGCGCGGGCGCGCGGGGUGGUGGGGCGCAUGGUGCACCGGGCCCUGGCGCUGGAGGGCACGUGCACGGGCGAGCACGGCAUAGGGUAUGGCAAGCUGCCGUACCUCAUGGCGGAGCACGGCGCCGUGCCGCUGCAGGUGAUGGCCGCACUCAAGUCCGCACUGGACCCGCACCACAUCCUCAACCCGGGCAAGCUGGGCAGCCCCGCGGAGCAGCUGGAGCAGCUGGCGGAGCGGGACAAGCAGUAGCAGCAGCAGGGGGAGCAGUAGCGUGGGUGAGUAGUAGUGAGUAGUAGCAGGAGGGGCAGUAGCAGUAGGGGGCUGUAGGCGGAACGCCGUAGCGCCACAUUCGGUACGUAACCCUGCGGAACACGCCCUACUGCAUCUGCGAUGAUGGGUCUUUUGCCGACUGCCCUACUACAUUGGCAGUAGCGGCAGCAGCAGGCGCUGCAGCCACAGGUAGCAGUCGCAGAGGCGCCAAGAGCGGCAGGGCAGUUGCACCAGUAGCAACGAAAGAGCUGCACUGGAGCUGACUGCAGGCGGUGGUUGGUGGGGGAGGGGGGGGGAGAGGUACACAGACCAAGGGCAGGAGGCAACAAGUGCACGCAGGCACCAGGCAGGCAGGCACGGACAGGGGCGAUCCUGGAUCUGUCGAAAACUGUGGGGGGCUAAGCGCCUCAGGCCGGGGGC